AUGGAUGUGAAGUCGGCCUUCUUGAAUGGUUUCCUCGAAGAAGAAGUUUAUAUCGAGCAACCAUUGGGUUAUGAAGUAAAAGGGCAAGAAGAAAAAGUCUUGAAGUUGAAGAAGGCGUUGUACGGGAACAAUCCAAGCAUGUUUGAAGAGUUCAAGAAAGACAUGUCAAAUGAAUUUGAGAUGACAGACAUGGGGCUCAUGGCGUAUUAUCUCGGCAUCGAAGUAAAGCAAGGAGACAAAGGAAUUUUCAUCACCCAAGAAGGCUAUGCCAAAGAAGUACUUAAUAAAUUCAAGAUGGAUGACGCCAAUCCAGUUAGCACCCCGAUGGAAUGUGGAAGCAAGUUGAGCAAGCAUGAAAAUGGAGAGAUUGUGGAUCCAACCCUUUACAAAAGUUUGGUUGGAAGUUUACGUUACUUGACAUGUACAAGGCCAGAUAUUCUCUAUGCCGUAGGAGUCGUAAGUCGUUACAUGGAAGCUCCAACAACAACUCACUUCAAGGCGGCAAAGAGAAUCCUUCGAUACAUCAAAGGUACAACAAAUUUUGGCUUGCACUAUUACUCUUCUAACAAUUAUGAGAUUGUUGGCUAUAGUGAUAGCGAUUGGAGUGGAGACUUGGAUGAUAGAAAGAGCACUACUGGUUUUGUGUUCUUUAUGGGAGAUACUGCUUUCACUUGGAUGUCAAAGAAGCAACCUAUAGUCACACUAUCAACUUGUGAAGCCGAGUAUGUCGCCGCCACAUCAUGUAUUUGUCAUGCAGUUUGGCUAAGGAACUUGUUGAAAGAGUUAAAGAUGCCACAAAAUGAUCCUAUGGAAAUAUGUGUUGACAAUAAAUCAGCACUUGCUUUAGCAAAGAAUCCUGUAUUUCAUGAAAGAAGUAAGCACAUCGACACACGUUACCACUUCAUAAGAGAAUGCAUAGAGAGAAAGGAGGUGAAGUUGAAGUAUGUGAUGUCUCAAGAUCAAGCUGCUGACAUUUUCCCCAAGCCACUUAAGUUGGAAACAUUCGUGAAGCUAAGGAGUAUGCUUGGAGUCACAAAUCAAGUUUAA
This is a messenger RNA of Vicia villosa (hairy vetch), 1047 nucleotides long. RefSeq lists its product as uncharacterized. NCBI's taxonomy places the organism in Eukaryota, Viridiplantae, Streptophyta, Magnoliopsida, Fabales, Fabaceae. The transcript is spliced from 2 exons. The coding region runs from base 1 to 1047 and encodes 348 amino acids. The record is from RefSeq and is a predicted model, not a curated record.